Fragaria vesca subsp. vesca is the source of this 864-nucleotide messenger RNA. RefSeq names its product pentatricopeptide repeat-containing protein At1g12300, mitochondrial-like. The transcript has 2 exons. NCBI's taxonomy places the organism in Eukaryota, Viridiplantae, Streptophyta, Magnoliopsida, Rosales, Rosaceae. The coding region runs from base 1 to 864 and encodes 287 amino acids. The record is from RefSeq and is a predicted model, not a curated record. Gene Ontology annotation, molecular function: protein binding.
AUGGCGAGUCAAGGUAUCUUUCCAGAUGUUAUCACCUUCAAUAUCCUGGUUGAUGCACUUUGUAAGGAUGGGAGGGUCGGGCAAGCCGAAAGUGUGGUUCAGAUUAUGAUUCAAAGAGGAAUUGAACCUAACACGAUUACAUACAAUUCGCUUAUGGAUGGUCACUGUUUGCAAGGAGAAAUGGACAAGGCGAAACAAGUUUUUGAUCUAAUGGUGAGCAAGGGCUUCAUGGUUGAUGUGCAGAGUUGUAACAUACUGAUAAACGGGUACUGUAAGCAGAAAAAGAUCAGUAAGGCUUACAAAAUUUUAAAGGAAAUGCCUCUCAGGGGACUUGUUCCUAAUACCGUUACUUAUAACACUCUUAUUGAUGGUUUUUUUAUACUUGAUGCCCUAUGUAGCAACCAACAACUUUCCAAGGCAAUAGAAUUGCUUAGAGAGAUGAAAGACAAGAAAUUGGAACUAAAUAUUGUAGUUUACACUAUUAUCAUUGAAGGUUUGUGCAAAGCUGGGAAACUGGAUUUUGCAGUAGAGGUCUUCUCUUAUUUGUCAUCGAACAGAGUACAGCCUAAUGUGAGGUCAUACACUGUAAUGAUUCAUGCAUUUUGUAAAGGGGGAUUAUUAAGUGAAGCAGAAAAGUUGCUGAGAGAAAUGGGAGAGAAGGGCUGCCCUCCUGAUGGUUGUACCUAUGACAUCAUUAUCCGAGGAUUGUUAAAUAACAAUAAUGCAUCAAGGGCUAUGAGGCUUAUUCAAGAAAUGGUGGAGUCACGUUUCUCUGCAGAUGCAUCAACUAUGGAAUUGAUAUUUGGUUUGUUGUGUAAGGAUGUUGUAGAUCCGGCUUUGUUGCCAUUGUUAAAACGUCCAUGA